Molecule: messenger RNA, 1369 nt
Organism: Brassica napus (rape)
Lineage: Eukaryota; Viridiplantae; Streptophyta; Magnoliopsida; Brassicales; Brassicaceae
Product: transcription factor HHO1-like
Exons: 5
Coding region: 90-1238 (382 amino acids)
Biological process (GO): regulation of DNA-templated transcription
Molecular function (GO): DNA binding; DNA-binding transcription factor activity
Source: RefSeq, a predicted model, not a curated record
UGCUCUCUUUAUAAAGAGACACAACCCCACCCUUUUGUUUAAAGAGUACUGCACAGCUAUAAAAAGGUGGAUUAAUCUGUAAAAUCACCAUGAUUAAGAGCUUAAGCAAUAUGAAGAAUUAUAACGAGAAACGUGAAAAAUGUUGUGAGUACAUCGAAGCUCUUGAAGAAGAACGCCGCAAGAUCAAUGUCUUCCAACGCGAGCUUCCUCUUUGCUUAGAGCUUGUCACUCAAGCGAUCGAGGCAUAUAAAAAGGAGAUAUCAGGGACUACGACAGAUACCUUGUACGGACAACCAGAGUGCUCGGAGCAGACCACCGGAGAAUGUGGACCCGUCUUGGAUCUGUUCCUACCUAUCAAACAAUCUUCAGCCUCCACAGAUGAGGAAGAGGAAGAAGAAGAGGUUGAUGAAGAUGAUGAUGUUGAGCACGAAUCUCAUGACACAGGCAUAGAUUUCGUUGACAAGAACAUGAAAUCUGAAUGGCUCAAGUCUGUUCAGCUUUGGAACCAACCCGAGGCAGUUCCCGUUAGUAAAUGGGAGCGCUCACAACAAGAAACACAAACGUUGGUAGAACCGAUCAAAGAAAAUGACAAUGGAGCAGGGUCUCAUCAGCCGCCAUGCUAUGAAACGAGCAACGAAAAAAAUGACUAUAUUAUAUCUCUUGCGACUACUAGCAGCGGAAGCGCUCGACAAAAGACGGAGGCUGAGAGAGGCGGAAGCGGUGGCAGCGGCGGUAGCAGCAGUCGGAGAGGGCAAAGAAAGCAGAGGAGGUGUUGGUCGCAUGAGUUGCACAGACGCUUCUUGAACGCUCUUAAACAGCUUGGUGGUCCUCAUGUAGCUACGCCGAAACAGAUUAGAGAGCUUAUGAAGGUUGACGGGUUAACAAAUGAUGAAGUCAAGAGUCAUUUACAGAAAUACAGGCUGCAUACAAGACGACCUAGCCAAACAGUUCCUAACAACAGAGACUCUCAAACUCAACAUUUCGUGGUCGUCGGUGGAAUUUGGGUCCCCCAGGCUAGCCACUCCAAGGCGAACGCAGUCGCAUCACGUGAGACAACCACCGGGAUUUAUGGGCCUAUGGCCAGCCCGUUACCGUCGGAGUGGCCGAGCCAUUCAAGUUUUGGUCGGGAGAUUUCGGAAGAAAGAUCAAGAUGCUCUAACAAAGGGAUUGUUCGGUGUAGCUCACCAGCAAUGUCUUCUUCCACUCGUACAAAGACUAAAGAUGCAAAAAUGUCAUAAGUCAUUUUUUUUUACAAAAAAAAAAAAAUGUCAUAAGUCAUUUUGAUAAUUAUAUAAUAAAAGGAUAUAGGCAUUGAAAUGAAAGAGUUUAUAUAUAUAGAUGUUUGGAGCGACAAUCUGUAUACUAUUAU